Molecule: messenger RNA, 3070 nt
Organism: Indicator indicator
Lineage: Eukaryota; Metazoa; Chordata; Aves; Piciformes; Indicatoridae
Gene: CEP85L
Product: centrosomal protein 85 like
Exons: 15
Coding region: 1-2610 (869 amino acids)
Cellular component (GO): centrosome
Source: RefSeq, a predicted model, not a curated record
AUGUGGGGCGGGCUGCACCCCCAGCUCGGCUUGCGCGGCUACAAGGCGGUAAACGUCGGAGGAAGCAGCUUCCUCCCUACCCUGGGCGGAAAACGCUACGGUUCCCCCUCCUCUCCUCCGCUUUCCCACUCCUUGAGGGGGGACGUGGCGGCGGGGCCUCCCGGAGGGGGCGCGGGGGUCGGCCUGCCGCCGCCUCGGCCCGUCCGUGCGGGGGGCUCGGUGAUUAGCUGGACUUUGCAGCGGAUGCAUUUGGCGGAAAAGAUGGUAGAAGUUAUUGGCAAAGAAUUGUUGUGGGCCGAAGUGAGCUCAGAUUAUUCUUCAGUGGGAUGGUUACCUGGUACUGAAUCCCUGUGGCAGUCCACAACCAUUUCAUCAAGCAGUCAAAGCAAUCCUGUUAGAAGACACAGUAUAGCUUCCGACAGUGGGGACACUGGGAUUGGUACCUCCUGUUCUGAUAGUGUGGAAGAUCAUUCAACCUCCAGUGGUACCUCCUCGUUCAAGCCCAGCCGGUCCCUGGUUUCCAUUCCCACUGCCCAUGUGAUGCCGUCUAAUGCCAGCUCUUCGCUUCCCAAACACAGGGAAGCUUUCAAGUCUGAUGGCUCAAAGUGGAGUACAAGCUUCGUGCGGUCAGGAGGAGGCAGAAAUCAGGGUGGUCUGGACAGCUCUCUUGACAUGAAAGAUGUAAGACCUGUAAGAAAAUGGUCCUCUUUGUCUAAACUCAGCUCCCCAACUGCCUUCAGCCAGGAUGGCAGUAGUCAUUCAGUGGACUCCAGGGCUAGUGCAGACAAAGCUGUGUCACCACAACUAAGGACAAACGGGCCAGGCUGUUUGCAUGAUAGCAUGGAAUUGCUAAAAAUUGAGGACAGAGAAAUGGGGAAAAAAAGAUCUUCUCUACUGGACUGCAAAUACAAGUUUGAAACGUGCAGCAAAGACGAUUUUGUUUCAGAUUCCUCAAGUAGGAGACAUGCCUUAGACUUGACCUACAGUGCCUUACCAGAGAGCAAACCCAUGGCAGCCAGUUGUGAGGCUUUUGGACCGAGAUAUGCAACUCUGGGCCCGCAGGCUGUGAGUGGGGCUCCCAUCCAGCCAGCAGUGAGGACUCAGAUGUGGCUGAAGGAACAGCUCCGGGCAAAUGCCCUGGACUGCAGGACUACUGAGGAGCCCUACGGCGUGGCAGCAUGGCAUGUGCAGCAGCUCGAAGAUCUCAGAGCAGGAGGUGAACAGCCUGUGCAGGCUCCAGCUGGCACGUCUCGUCAAAGUUACCCAGCUACCAGCUAUCAGGACUUCAGCAACUGGGAGUCUCUAAUGAAAAUUAAAGAGGGGCUGUUAAGACAGAAAGAGAUCGUGAUCGAUCGGCAAAAGCAGCAAAUUAAUAAUUUACAUCAGAAGAUAAGGGAGAAUGAAUUACGAGCUCAACAUGCAAGACUGAACCAUCUUGUGAACUGUGAAGACCCUUACCUGACUAAUUUGCAGCCACAGUAUGAGAGCACAGCACUGCAACCUCACCUUGCAGAAAGACCAACAUCCCACCUUGAGGAGCUCGAGCGAAAGGUUGCAGCGGCUGAGAAUAAGGGACUGCAACUCACUGAAUUUAUAAAACAAAUUUCAAACAAAUCUAGUGAGGAGAAAAAGAAGAUGGAGGAGAAACUUAAAACCAGAGACCGAUACAUUAACAGCCUGAAAAAGAAAUGCCAGAAAGAAUCUGAGCAAAACAAAGAAAAACAAAGACGAAUUGAAACCUUAGAAAAAUAUCUGGCUGACCUACCAACACUGGAUGAUAUAGAAGGGCAGACUAAACAGCUCCAAAUUCUAGAAGAGAAGAACAAGCAACUUCAAGAAACUAUGACUGAGUUGGAGAAGAAGCUCGGAGAGGCCCGGUCGCAGUGCAGAGAGAGAGAAUUGCAACUGGUGUGUCAGAAGAAAAAAGAAAAAGAGCUGGUCACAACAGUCCAGAGUUUACAACAGAAAGUGGAAAAGUGCCUGGAAGAUGGUAUCCGCCUUCCGAUGCUGGACACAAAACAGCUCCAGAGUGAGAAUGAAUGUCUCAGAGAAAAGAAUGAGAAAGCCAGUAAGGUCAUAGACAAUCAACAAAAUCAGAUAGCUGGACUGAUUUUAGACAUGCAGUCUAUGCAAGAGAAGCUUUUGCAAGAAAAGAUGACAAUUCAGAAGAUGACAAAUGAGCUUGAAGAAAAAGAAAGGAACAUAGAGCAGCUAAAUAAAACUCUCUCUGAAAACCAAAGACUGAUGGAAGAGAAUGCCUGCCUGAAGGAGCAGAUGCGGCAGGUGGAGCAGUCCAGGCAGCCAGUAUCUGAGAAGAUGCCUAUAGCAGACCAGUUGUUCAAGGAAAUGUCCCAUUGCUUGUUUGACUUGAAAGCACUGUGCAGUAUUCUCACCCAGAGAGCUCAGGGCAAGGAGCCUAAUCUAUCUUUACUGCUGGGAAUCAGAUCACUGAGUGGCUCACCUGAAGAAAAUGAAAACUUCCACAGCACAGAAACCCUUUCCAAGAAGCUCCUGGAUGUGUGUCAGCUGCGGAAGGACAUUGAUGAGUUAAGGACUAUGAUGUCAGACCGUUAUGCUCAGGACAUGGGGGACAACUGCAUUACUCAAUGACACCUUCUCAUCUAGUAUCUAGUGACUUAUUAAAUGCUGCUGUGGCACAGGUCUUUGCAUUUUUAUUAAGGAGCCAUAUUGGAAGACUGCAAAUACUCCCAGGUGUGCAGCUCUGAGAACUGUGCAUAUUUAAUCUUGGGAGUCUGGCAGGGAGGGGAGAGACAUCAUCUGAACAGAGUGGUACAGACAACAAGAAGUCUUUUCUCCAAACUACUGAAUGUAGGAACAAGCUGUGAAGAAUGAUUCAGUUGGAUACUCUGCUUCCUUCUCUAGGGCUCAUUUUAUCAUUUCACCUGGUUUCUGGAAUCAGAGCAUCAAAACAGCCAUGCUGCUAUUCCUCUCAGUCCUUUCUUUCAAGGGUUUGUGUGGGAUUGCCUGUGUUGUGAAAUGUAGAGCAGAGGGCUGAAGGACCUGUAGCUGUGUGUGGUGAAGCCAGUGGUUUCUGCAACUGCACUGCACU